AUGGGAAACAAUACAUCGACCACGAGAAAAUCGCUGGCAACGGUGCGUCACGUGACCCCGUCUCGUAAAUCGCAUCUGUCAGCGGCCAAUCACCACAAUUUGGAGGAAGAGUUCAGCGACCUCAUUUUGCACGAGGUCAAGCGCCAGAAACAUGAUUCCGGCCUGACGGACGCUUGGAACAGUCUGGCAGCCGGCGCUGGUUCGGAAGACCGGGAUCGCACAGCCGAGGCGGUCGUUUCUUUGGCUGAAAAGGGACAUUUCUCCAAUGACCUACUUGAGGAUGAAUUCAACGAAUUGGGGCACGGGGUGUUGGAGAAUGGUGCUGGCGACGAAGUUCUGCGGAACAUCUUGCCCUCGGCGCCCGUUGAAACCGUCAAUCUGGCUGGUCUGGGCGACAGUGGGAACACUGUUCAGAACCCUAGUUUUGAGCACAUUGAGGAGCCAGGAAGCUCCAAUUUCGGUAAAUAUACGAUGCCGGCCGACGACGCUACCGGCUCGGCCAUGGCCGUGGAUUCUCCGGGCGCUGCAGGCAGCGCACAGGGCAAUACCUACGGGAACAUAAGCAGUAACUAUGGGGCAGCAUCCUCAUCUGAUAGUGGUUUUGAUAAUAAUAUGUUGACGGGCGUGGACUUUACACGUGCAGCGCUGCCUGCCAUGGCUCGCCAGCGUCCGCAACCGCCAUCUAGGCUCGCUCGAGGUCACUCGACUGAAAGCGCCAAUAGCAACUCGCGGACGUCUGUGGCCCAACUCAUUCCAGUAAAAAUCAAGUGGGUGAACCAGACGCGCGAAAACAUUGUCAAGGUCUCGAUCAUUGGGUCGUUUUCCAACUGGCGCGAUGUAAUCAAGCUCAAGCGGUCGCUGCACAACCCCAACGAGUAUCUGACCACAGUUAAGCUACCCUUGGGUGUGCACAAGUUGUUGUACGUGGUCAACAACGAGUAUCGUGUGCUGGAGCUGCUACCCACUGCCACUGAUCAGGAGGGUAUUUUUUUUAAUUGGUUCGAGGUUCUCGACCCACACCAUCUAUUCAACAACAACCCCAACAUCUAUCACCACUCCAAUCUUUCUCUGGGCGGAACUGACGGUGGAAUCGUCCAGGUGGCUGGCGAGCAUGAUGCUAGUCAAAUCCAGAAGAAAUCGAUGUCGUUUUUGGCCAAGGUAUCCAAGCAGGAGAAAGAGUCAAUUUCUGAACACGUUGAGUACGCGGCACAUGGCUCAACCGAGACAGAGCAUGUUGAUCACGGUGACAACAACUAUUCUACCUACCAUGAGCAUUCCUCGACGUCUUUGAUUGAAGAUUACCCCGCAGAACCAAAAUUGGAGUAUUCUUCUGAGAUCCCAGAGAUGCUCAUGGACUACAACUACUUCAAGAACAAGGGCACGGACUAUGAACUUCCCGAACCUCCACAGUUGCCAGCCCAUUUGAACAAUGUGUUGCUCAAUAAGAUGUCGUCCAAUCUGAACCAUCACCAAGCCAACAACAUCCCACAGGUUACUUCGGGAAACCGCCCUGCCUUGAGACGUGCAGACAGCUCCUACUAUGCCUCCAACGGUGAGUCGUACCACCGGGUUAUUCCAAACCAUGUGAUCUUAAACCAUUUGAUGACCACAUCUAUUCGAAACGACGUUCUAACUGUGGCGUGCAUUACCCGGUAUUCUGGUAAAUUUGUGACACAAGUGAUGCAUUCGCCCGCAGAUGUACUUCCUGAUGCGUGA
This is a messenger RNA of Australozyma saopauloensis, 1716 nucleotides long. RefSeq names its product Kis2p (gene KIS2). Bases 1 to 1716 code for a protein of 571 amino acids. Gene Ontology annotation, cellular component: nucleus; nucleotide-activated protein kinase complex; cytoplasm. Gene Ontology annotation, molecular function: protein kinase binding. Gene Ontology annotation, biological process: signal transduction. The record is from RefSeq and is a predicted model, not a curated record. The transcript has a single exon. Lineage: Eukaryota; Fungi; Ascomycota; Pichiomycetes; Serinales; Metschnikowiaceae.